ACCCAGGUAGGGACAAUGUCCCCUGCCAUUGCAUUGGCAUUCCUGCCACUCGUGGUAACACUGCUGGUGAGAUACCGGCACCAUUUCCGACUGCUGGUGCGUACGGUCCUGCUGAGAAGCUUUCGAGACUGCCUGUCAGGACUCCGAAUUGAGGAGCGGGCCUUCAGCUACGUGCUCACCCACGCCCUGCCUGGAGACCCCGCCCACAUCCUCAGCACCCUGGACCACUGGAGCAGCUGCUGCGAGUACCUGAGCCACAUGGGCCCUGUUAAAGGUCAGAUUUUGAUGCGGCUGGUGGAAGAGAAGGCCCCUGUUUAUGUGCUGGAGCUGGGCACCUACUGUGGAUACUCUACACUGCUUAUUGCACGAGCCCUGCCCCCUGGAAGUCGCCUUCUCACUGUGGAGCGGGACUCACGUACAGCAGCAGUGGCUGAAAAAGUCAUCCGUCUGGCUGGCUUCGAUGAGCAAAUGGUGGAGCUCAUUGCAGGCAGCUCAGAGGAAGUGAUCCCACGCCUAAGAGCUCAGCACCAGCUGACUCGGGCAGAUCUGGUGCUCCUGGCACAUCGACCCCGAUAUUACUUAAGGGAUCUGCAGCUACUGGAGGCCCAUGCUCUGCUCCCACAUGGAGCCACUGUACUGGCUGACCAUGUGCUUUUUCCUGGUGCACCCCGCUUCCUACAAUACGCCAAGAGCUGUGGUCGCUAUCGCUGCCGCCUCCACCACACCAGCCUCCCAGACUUCCCUGCCAUUAAGGAUGGUAUAGCCCAACUGACCUAUACUGGACCUGGCUGAGGUCCAGGACAUAGGAUAUUUACUAAUACAAUCCCAACCCCAUUCAAGCAGACCUCAGAAUAUCUCCUUUCCCUUUCUGUUUAGU
Messenger RNA from Apodemus sylvaticus (European woodmouse), 877 nucleotides. RefSeq names its product transmembrane O-methyltransferase (gene Tomt). Gene Ontology annotation, biological process: developmental process; catecholamine catabolic process; dopamine metabolic process. The transcript has 3 exons. Gene Ontology annotation, molecular function: catechol O-methyltransferase activity. The record is from RefSeq and is a predicted model, not a curated record. The coding region runs from base 16 to 792 and encodes 258 amino acids. NCBI's taxonomy places the organism in Eukaryota, Metazoa, Chordata, Mammalia, Rodentia, Muridae.